Messenger RNA from Eurytemora carolleeae, 1617 nucleotides. Its product is annotated as glycine-rich cell wall structural protein 1. NCBI's taxonomy places the organism in Eukaryota, Metazoa, Arthropoda, Copepoda, Calanoida, Temoridae. The record is from RefSeq and is a predicted model, not a curated record. Bases 1080 to 1445 code for a protein of 121 amino acids. The transcript is spliced from 2 exons.
AAUAGUUUUGUACAUUUAGUUAAAUUCAAAUAAAUUUUGAUUUUACUGGAAAUUAAAUUUUUCAUUUGUAUAUGGUCAAGUGUGCAGUAAAUGUAUCAUUAUGUUAAGAAAGCAUGUGGAAAAGGACUAGUUGAAGACAUAUAAUGAAAUACAGAAACAAUACUGUACUUCAAGUCAUGGACUUGUCAAAUUUUAUACCAAGUGUAAAAUUCAAACCUUGAGAAUCAAUUUAUUGCCUUUUUUAGAUUUUUGUGGAAUAUGUUUAUUGUAUUUUAAAAUGUAGCAUAGUAUCUUACUAAAGGAAAUUAAUUGGAAGCUUUUACAGUUACAGAAGAUGGAAAAUGAUUUAUAGUUAGUUUUUAUCCUAAAACUUCUCAUUUUUUUCAUUUUUGUUAUUUCUAAAUGUGUAUUGUAAAAGAUUCGGUUGCAAAGAUUUUGUAUAGAAAAUUUACCAAAUUUUUACUUAAAAAAAUUAAAUUUUCCUACAAAUAAAUCAGCCAUAAAGCAACAAAAAUAUAUUAAGUACUUAAUACCCUAAACGUUGCACGCUUUUAAGUUUAAAAUAAGCGCCAAAACUAUUUUCCAGCUUCUUCAUUAAUAAUAUAGAAUGCAAUUUAUUGUGUUAAAUGUAGUGAAAAGAAACUGAUAAAUAUAUGAAUACAGCCUUGAUUGAGUAGUGAAGAUAAAGAAAUGCUGUUUUUUAUUCGAAAAAAAAGAUUUCUUAAAUAUUGAAGCUCAAUUUUAUUUUUUAUUGUAAAAUGAGUUUAAAAAUUAGACUUUUCGAAUUUGCUCAGUUGAGGAUUAGGGGUGGGGGGAUAGGGUACCCCACACCUCUAUGAGUAUCAGAAGACUUUAGGUAGGGGCCUCAAUUUUUUAGGGUUCAGAAUUCCUUUAUAACAUGCUCUCUUCAAAAUCACUACACCUGGACUUCUCUCCCUCCCCCCCCCCCCCCCCCCCCCCCACUCUCCCUCAACCCUAACCCAGCCAUACUAUCGCAGUUAUCAUCUAUAUAAAUUGCGCGGCAAGAACAAUGGCUAUCAGUUUAUAUAUUUCUUCUUAGAUACUAGAUCUAAUUCAGGAUGUACAAGCUAAUAAUUGUUGUUCUAUUAAUUGCUGUUAUCCGUUUAUCCCAUUGUGCACCUCUGGCCCAGUGGGGAUCUCCAUUUGGUGGCUUCGGCGGAUCCCAUGCAGGGUCAUCUGCAGGUGCAAGUGCAGGCAGUGGAGGUUUUGGUGGAGGCGGAUUUGGUGGUUCUCUUUCACAGUCCCAAGCUCAAGCACAAGCUGGUAGUGGCGGAAUUGGAGGAUUUGGUGGUUCUGGUUCCCAAUCACAGUCUCAGGCAUUGGCAGGAAGUAUUGGUGGUGGAUUUGGUGGAUUUGGUGGCAGUGGUUCUCUAUCCCUGGCACAAUCUCAAUCUGGAAGCCAUAGCGGAGGAUGGGGAAAAUAAAUUUGUAUAAUUUUCUUAGAAUGUAAAUAAAACUUUAAUAUUCGACCAUAAAUUCUUUAUUUUUUUAAACUAAAAUCUCUGAAGAGAAAAGUUGCAAACUAUGAUUUACUUCUGGGCCAAAUCUAAGUCAUAAAUUCAAAUCUAAAUCAAUUAAUUACAAGCAAAUUUUUUU